CUUUAUAACGCCCUCCUCUCUCUCACCUCCACCACCUCACUCACACUGUCUCAGCUCACGCAUUGCAGAAGAGGACAGAGAGAGGAGAGAGGAGAGAGGAGAGAAUGGAGGGGAAGGAGGAGGACGUGCGCCUGGGGGCGAACAGGUUCUCGGAGAGGCAGCCGAUAGGGACGGCGGCGCAGGGCGCCGGCGACGACAAGGACUACAAGGAGCCCCCGCCGGCGCCGCUGUUCGAGCCCGGGGAGCUCAAGUCGUGGUCUUUCUACCGCGCGGGCAUCGCCGAGUUCGUCGCCACCUUCCUGUUCCUCUACAUCACCGUCCUCACCGUCAUGGGCGUCUCCAAGUCCCCCUCCAAGUGCGCCACCGUCGGCAUCCAGGGGAUCGCCUGGUCAUUCGGAGGCAUGAUCUUCGCGCUCGUCUACUGCACCGCCGGCAUCUCCGGAGGACACAUCAACCCAGCAGUGACUUUUGGGCUGUUCUUGGCCAGGAAGUUGUCCCUGACUCGGGCCAUCUUCUACAUAGUGAUGCAAUGCCUAGGGGCCAUCUGCGGAGCUGGCGUUGUGAAGGGCUUCCAGCAGGGACUCUACAUGGGCAAUGGUGGUGGUGCCAAUGUAGUUGCCAGUGGUUACACCAAGGGUGACGGUCUUGGUGCUGAGAUUGUUGGCACCUUCAUCCUGGUCUACACCGUCUUCUCGGCCACUGAUGCCAAGAGGAAUGCCAGAGACUCACAUGUUCCUAUCCUUGCCCCACUGCCAAUUGGUUUUGCGGUGUUCCUGGUCCACCUGGCCACCAUCCCCAUCACCGGUACCGGCAUCAACCCAGCCAGGAGCCUUGGCGCUGCUAUUAUCUACAACAGGGACCAUGCCUGGGAUGACCAUUGGAUCUUCUGGGUUGGUCCCUUCGUUGGCGCUGCCCUGGCCGCCAUCUACCACCAGGUGAUCAUCAGGGCGAUCCCGUUCAAGAGCAGGUCUUAAGCCGCGCCGCCGCCGCACGGCUCUGAGAGUCUGUGACACGCAACUUGAUGCAACGAAAUCGUGAUGUCCUGUUUCUCGCGUGCUGCUGUCGCGCAUCUGUCGAUUCCCUGUAUCUCCCCCUGGAUUGUUUUUUCCUAUCUAAACCCUGAACUCGUGUAAUCCAGUACUCAAAGUCAUGUAUGCUUUUUUAUGAUGGAGAUCUUAAAUUAUCAUCCGUUGCUGGAAA
Molecule: messenger RNA, 1200 nt
Organism: Oryza brachyantha (malo sina)
Lineage: Eukaryota; Viridiplantae; Streptophyta; Magnoliopsida; Poales; Poaceae
Product: aquaporin PIP1-1
Exons: 4
Coding region: 105-974 (289 amino acids)
Biological process (GO): transmembrane transport; response to water deprivation
Cellular component (GO): plasma membrane; vacuole; plasmodesma
Molecular function (GO): water channel activity
Source: RefSeq, a predicted model, not a curated record